Cajanus cajan (pigeon pea) is the source of this 898-nucleotide messenger RNA. RefSeq lists its product as uncharacterized. NCBI's taxonomy places the organism in Eukaryota, Viridiplantae, Streptophyta, Magnoliopsida, Fabales, Fabaceae. The record is from RefSeq and is a predicted model, not a curated record.
CAUCAAGAAAACGUUGCUAGUUAACUCUAUUAUAUAUCCCUUCAAUCCCAAGCAGUUUUUACACACACUCAACCAUUGCAUAAUAAAUACAACCAUUCCAUUUUUUCACAAUUCUAAGGUCUCAACUUUCGUUUCUCUGCCAUGCAGGAGCAAAACCCUUCCGAGAAUUCUCCCUCCAACGAUGACGCACCCAAUCCGCAGGGUGGCGAAGGUGAGAUCAUGAAGACCCCUUGGCAAGUGUUGGAGGAGCUUUGCGGUGGUUCCUCCACCCCCGUGGCUGUGGCUCCGGUGAGCGAGGGAGUACUCCAACCCAAAAAAAGAAAAACUUCCGAAGUGAGAGACCCUCCAAGGGGAAAACCCAUUUGCCCUGUUUGCAACAAAGAAUUCACUUCAUGGAAGGCCGCGUUUGGCCACAUGCGUGCACACCCAAAUCGUGAUUACCGCGGUUUCUACAAGCCUCCAGCGUUUCCCUCCUCAUCCUCAUCGAAAGAUCAACCACCACCUAGUGCUAACAACAACAAGGGUGGUGGUGCCAAGAAGACUAACGCCGCUAGUGAUGGUACUGACGAGGUUGACAGUGGUGGGGGGAAAGAGGUGACACCAUCUCCUAAUCAAUUGUUUGGCUUUGAUCUGAAUGAACCUGUGGAGGGACUUGGAUCCUCUCACGCCGUUGAAGAGGGUGUUCAGGAGGAAAAGGAUCUAGGAUUCGACUUGAAUGAAAUGCCUCCUGCUGAAGAUCAUGAAGGCUGAAGAUCUAUCGAUCUCAAGUUAAUUAUGGGUUUAAAGUUUAUAAUUAAUAAUGUUGAAAUCAAUAUAUAUAUAUAUCAAGGAUAUAAUGAUAUUUGUGUUGGUUUAAUAUAAUAUAUAUAUGUAAUGAAAUGUUGGUUAACUUUGUUUC